Nelumbo nucifera (sacred lotus) is the source of this 2445-nucleotide messenger RNA. Its product is annotated as hydroxyproline-rich glycoprotein family protein. Lineage: Eukaryota; Viridiplantae; Streptophyta; Magnoliopsida; Proteales; Nelumbonaceae. The record is from RefSeq and is a predicted model, not a curated record.
GGGCUUCUGAGCCUGAGACCGAGCCUGCAUCCCAUCGGUUCGUCGUAUCUUUUUCCCUUUCUUUUUUUUUAGCUCAUCUUUUUUCUUUCUCAGUCCCUGCUGCUUACACGCUCGGGAGAAGAGAGCUAAGGAAAGUACUGUGCAUACAGCAUGCAUUAUCUGAAAGAAAAUCUGAGGGAGGGGAACAUAGGAGCGAAGAUCGCGGACUUAACGAGGCCAGAGUCCCGAGUACUCCUCGGCUGCGCACUUUCUUAUCCUACGCACUCUCUCUAUUCCUCCUGCUCCUCCUCACUUUACUAGCCUUUUACACUACCCUCCCUCUCUUUGUCCGAAUCCAACGCGCCUCUCAUUCUUACAUCUCUCUCUCUCUCUCUCUCUAGUUAAACUUAUUUCUCUCAUGUUUACACUUACAGUUCUGUGCUCUCUCUCUCUAAGCACAUUCUUUCCCGGAUUUAAAGUUUCAGAGCUCUGUCCUUCAACACCCUUCUUAACUCUUCGUAUCUUUCUUUUUCUCUUUCUGGCUCUAUAUCUCAUUCUUUCUCUUUCAUUUCAAUCUACUGGCGCUUCCCCUUACCUGACUUGGAGAGUCUGAAUUCCAGUGAUCUUUCUCUGCUUUUCACUAGAAAAUCCAGAAGCUGCUGCUUUAUUAGGGUUUCUAUUAACUUGGGUUCUUCAAUUGGAAAAAUUGAGAAAGGAAACUUUGAAGCAUGGCUGGCAAUGGCAAUGGCAAUGGCAAUGGUGGAGCUUCGCUAAGUGCUGCUGCAACUGCGAUCGGCUCGGCAGAGACUCGGUUUCAGCGGGAAGAACGGAGGAGAUGUGGGAGUUGUUGGGGCAGGCUAUCGUGCUUUGGAUCACAGAAGGGCGGAAAACGAAUUGUACCUGCAUCUCGUAUUCCAGAUGGGAACACAUCCAGUAAUCGGACAAAUGGACCUCAACCUGUUGGAGUGACUAACCAAACGACAACAAUAACUCCCUCACUUCUAGCCCCACCAUCUUCACCAGCAUCUUUUACAAAUUCUGCACUCCCUUCAACUGCCCAGUCACCCAAUUGUUUCUUGUCACUGUCCGCCAAUUCCCCUGGAGGUCCUUCUUCAACCAUGUUCGCAACAGGACCAUAUGCCCAUGAAACCCAACUUGUCUCUCCUCCUGUUUUUUCAACAUUUACAACUGAGCCGUCUACUGCUCCUCUCACUCCUCCACCAGAGUUGGCACACCUUACAACUCCUUCCUCCCCAGAUGUGCCUUUUGCUCAGUUUCUUUCAUCUUCAGUGGAUCUUAAAAGUGCUGGAAAAUCAAGUUAUUCUGCUUCAAGCGAUCUCCAAGCAACAUAUCCACUUUAUCCUGGAAGUCCUGCAAGCAGUCUCAUUUCACCUAUUUCAGGGACAUCUGGCGAUGGUUUAUCUUCUUCUUUUGCAGAUCAGGAGUUUCCUACUCAAUGGGGUGCUCCAUUUUCUGUUCAAGACUCUCAAUAUCCUCAGAGUGGCUCAUCUAGGUUAUUUGGCCUCGGAGCGGCUCCCUCCAAAAAUUUCAUGUUAUCUCAGGAUUCGAGUUUCUUCUGUCCUGCUACCUCGGCACAAUUUUAUUUGGAUCAGGCUCAACAAUCUAUUCCUUCAUACCCUCAUUGUGGAGGUAGGUUGAGUCUUUCCAGGGAAGCAGAUGUCUAUUCUAGUACUGGGAACCAUCAGAACAGGCAUGCUAAAAAUUGCAAGUCAGAUACAGAGGAAAUUGAAGCAUACAGAGCAUCCUUUGGAUUCAGUGCGGAUGAAAUCAUCACCACACCCCAGUAUGUAGAAAUUUCUGAUAUAAUGGAUGACUCCUUCACAAUUGCACCCUUUGCUUCUCAUAAAUCUUACAUGGAAGAAAGCAUGGCACCUGAGUUGACAAAUGGAGUAGAAAAAAUGCAGUCAAAAUGCACAAAUGCUCUGGAUCGGAGUAUCUCAAAAUGGACACAAGAAGAGGUUAAUGGUGGAGUGGAUGGCCAAGUAUUGGACAAUUCAUCUGGACAUCAAGAUGAUAAACAAAAGCAACUUCAAUCUGUUGAUAUUUCUGGGCAAAGUAAACCUGUUAAUCAUGCUUACACCGAUGAAGACAUAUUUUCGAAGAUGGAGGAUUCUAAAAUCAGUAGAAGAUAUCGGCUGGGAUUGUCAAGCUCUGAUGCAGAAAUUGAUUAUGGAAGGGGAAGAAGUUUUAGAAUACGCCAAGGAGAUUUCAAUUGGUGACUAGUCAUCUUUUGAUGCUAAAUGUUUUGGGGUUCCUUACGAUGGGUGGAAGAAUCUAACCUGAUUACUUCCUUUCCUGGUCUAGAUGUGUAUUUUGGUUAGUUACAUUUAUGUUUCCUGCUGCUCUGUUAAUAUAUGAUGAAUGUUUCUAAUUUCUUAUAAGUUUGUGUGGAAAAGUGAAUGGAGAAUGAAAUUUGGAUUCUGUUAUAUAUAUCAGGCUUCAUUA